Molecule: messenger RNA, 507 nt
Organism: Paramecium tetraurelia
Lineage: Eukaryota; Ciliophora; Oligohymenophorea; Peniculida; Parameciidae
Exons: 2
Source: RefSeq, a predicted model, not a curated record
AUGUCUAGGGCUAGUUUGUCUUGCGAUUAUUACUAGUCGGAAAUAGAUUGUAUCCAAAAUGGCAAUUCUAAAUGCAGAUGGAAUGAAAUAACAAGUCAGUGUUUGUAUACAGACGGAGUCAAUUUUGGAUGCUCCAAUUUACUCAGCUCCCAAACUUGCAUUGCCUAAACCUAUUAUCCAGAUGGAACAAUGGCAGAAUGCAUUUUUAGCGGAUACUGUCGUAAGGUGACCACCUUAUUAAGCAAUUGUUCGAAGAAUCUCUCCAGGGCAGCUUGUUUGGCAGUACAAGACGACUAUUGUUUUUGGAAUGAUAGUUGUUAAACCAUUUCUGAAUCGGAAGCCAACAGUAUAGCUUGGAGUGCAUCGGAUUCAAUUCAGUUGGUGAGUGUGAAGAUUUGUCGCUUGAUAACGGCAUCAGCAGGUAAUGAAUAAGAAUAACGAGUUAAGUUGUUCAUCAAUCCGGAGCCCAUCUAGUUUUAACCACCCUUUAUAAGACAUACAUCUUGA